Molecule: messenger RNA, 1184 nt
Organism: Sycon ciliatum
Lineage: Eukaryota; Metazoa; Porifera; Calcarea; Leucosolenida; Sycettidae
Product: eukaryotic translation elongation factor 2-like
Exons: 3
Biological process (GO): translational elongation
Cellular component (GO): cytosol; ribonucleoprotein complex
Molecular function (GO): GTP binding; ribosome binding; translation elongation factor activity
Source: RefSeq, a predicted model, not a curated record
CGUGUGCUUGACUUGGUCUUGAUUUGUGUGCAGACCUUCCAGCGCAUUAUUGAGAGCACCAACGUCAUUAUCGCUACCUACUGUGACGACGAAGGACCGAUGGGAAAUGUUCAAGUUGACCCCUGCCAAGGAACCGUUGGUUUCGGCUCCAGUCAGCAAGACUGGGCUUUCUCUUUGAAGCAGUUUGCCGAGAUCUACGCCGCCAAGUUCAAGAUUGAGCCCGUAAAGCUCAUGAAGCGUCUCUGGGGAGACCAGUAUUACAGCGCCAAAGAAAGGAAGUGGAACAAAACCGGUGGUGAUGGAUACGUUCGUGGCUUCAAUCUCUUUGUACUGGACCCAAUUUUCAAGAUGGUCGACGCGAUUACAAACUCGAAGAAGGACGUGGUCGCCCAGCUCAUAGAAAGGCUCAAAAUCAAGAUCCCCAUCGAGGAUAAGGACAAGGUGGGAAAGCCCCUGAUGAAGUCCGUCAUGCGCCACUGGCUGCCAGCUGGUGAUGCUCUUCUUCAGAUGAUAACCAUCCACUUGCCAUCACCAAUCACCUCCCAGAAGUACCGUAUGGAGAAGUUGUACGAAGGUCCCCAUGACGAUGAGGCUGCCAUGGCCGUCAAGUCCUGCAACCCUGACGGCCAUUUGAUGAUGUAUGUCAGCAGUCUCGUACCGUUGUCUUCUGAUAACGGCCGCUCCUACGUGUUUGGCCGGGUAUUCUCCGGCAAAGUGUCCCCUGGACAGACUGUCCGCAUAAUGGGACCUAACUUUGUCCCUGGCAAGAAGGAAGAUCCAGUCAUCGAGAAGGUUGGCGGUACCAUGCUUAUGAUGGGACGUUGUGUUGAGGCCAUCGAGGAUGUUCCCUGCGGUAACAUGGUCGGUCUCGUCGGUGUCGACCAGUCCUUGGUCAAGACCGGAACCAUCACCACUUACGACAAGGCACACAACAUGCGCCUACCAGUAGCUUAGGAAGAUGUUUUGCUUUGGUGCGGCUGACAUUCAGACACUGAAUUGCUGGUGAAAUCAAUGCUGGUGUAUGCUAUGCAGUCAUGCUGUUCAUAUACCAGUAUACUGGUAUACCAGUAUACUGGUAAUACUUCUACAGAGAGCUGUAUUUGUUUGUCAAGUAUUUUACUCCACUUGUACAUCAUAAUAAUAAUAUACCUGCAUAUGGUCAUGUGCGGAGCGUAAAAACCGAG